CCCUGCGGCCAGGGGGCGGGGCCUGCGUGAUGGCGUCAUGGGGCGGGGCCUCGGGGCGGCGGGAAGCGGACGCGAGAGUAUGGAGGUGCAGGAGAAUGGUGCGGUCCAGGACGCUGCGCCUGUCGCCAGCAAGGCGUCCAGCAGCGCCGGCCACUACGAGCUGCCGUGGGUGGAGAAGUACAGGCCGGUGAAGCUGAAUGAAAUUGUGGGGAAUGAAGACACGGUGAGCAGGCUGGAGGUCUUUGCCCGAGAAGGGAACGUGCCCAACAUCAUAAUUGCUGGCCCCCCGGGAACGGGCAAAACGACCAGCAUCCUGUGUUUGGCCCGAGCGCUGCUGGGCCCGGCCCUUAAGGAUGCUGUUCUGGAACUCAAUGCCUCGAAUGACAGGGGCAUUGACGUCGUGAGGAAUAAAAUCAAGAUGUUCGCCCAGCAGAAGGUCACCCUCCCCAAGGGCCGGCACAAGAUCAUCAUCCUGGACGAGGCCGACAGCAUGACGGACGGGGCCCAGCAGGCUUUGAGGAGGACCAUGGAGAUCUACUCCAAGACGACUCGCUUUGCUCUGGCAUGCAACGCUUCGGACAAAAUCAUAGAGCCCAUCCAGUCGCGGUGCGCCGUCCUGCGCUACACCAAGCUCACGGACGCACAGAUUCUCGCCAGGCUGCUGAACGUCAUCGAGAAGGAGCAGGUGCCACACACGGACGACGGCCUGGAGGCCAUCAUCUUCACGGCGCAGGGCGACAUGCGGCAGGCGCUGAACAACCUGCAGUCCACCUUCUCGGGGUUCGGUUUCAUCAACAGCGAGAACGUGUUCAAGGUCUGCGACGAGCCCCACCCCCUGCUGGUCAAGGAGAUGAUCCAGCACUGUGUGAAUGCCAACAUCGACGAAGCCUACAAGAUUCUCGCGCACCUGUGGCACCUGGGCUACUCCCCAGAAGACAUCAUUGGCAACAUUUUCCGGGUGUGUAAAACCUUCCAGAUGGCGGAGUACUUGAAGCUGGAGUUUAUCAAGGAAAUCGGAUACACGCACAUGAAAGUCGCAGAAGGCGUGAACUCUCUGCUGCAGAUGGCGGGGCUGCUGGCCAGGCUGUGCCAGAAGACAAUGGCCCCGGUGGCCAGUUAGAGCCGAGAGCCCCUGCGUGCUGUGUGAUUGGCCCGGAGUCCCUGUCCCUGCAGUGGGGGAGCCACGGCCCUGGGGGAGGAGGCACCACCGUGGACAGGAGACCCCCAGGGUGUGUGCGUGUGCGUGUGUGUGUGUGCGCGCGCACGUGUGCAGGCACGUGCCCUCCCAGUUAAUAAAGCCCCACCGUGUGUGUCA
Messenger RNA from Oryctolagus cuniculus (rabbit), 1315 nucleotides. It is a transcript of the gene RFC2, whose product is annotated as replication factor C subunit 2. Gene Ontology annotation, biological process: DNA-templated DNA replication; DNA repair. Gene Ontology annotation, cellular component: nucleus; DNA replication factor C complex. The record is from RefSeq and is a predicted model, not a curated record. NCBI's taxonomy places the organism in Eukaryota, Metazoa, Chordata, Mammalia, Lagomorpha, Leporidae. Gene Ontology annotation, molecular function: ATP hydrolysis activity; ATP binding; DNA clamp loader activity.